Molecule: messenger RNA, 1767 nt
Organism: Gilbertella persicaria
Lineage: Eukaryota; Fungi; Mucoromycota; Mucoromycetes; Mucorales; Choanephoraceae
Exons: 6
Coding region: 35-1645 (536 amino acids)
Source: RefSeq, a predicted model, not a curated record
CUUUUUUUCUAUCGCUUUCUUUUUCUAAAUAAACAUGGAGAAAAAAGAAUACGUUGCUGUUCCUACAGAGCAAAUUGAUCAAGAAGCUGCUCUGCCUGCCUACGAAGAACAUGAAAAUGCUCAAGCUGAACAAUCGAAGAAGCGUCGCAGACGUUUUAGAUUCUUCUUGAUUGGUGGUGCUAUCACACUCUUGGGUCUCUCUCAAUUAUGCAGUGGACCUCAAAUGAGUGUUAUGGAAGCUGGCCGUGAUAUGGAUAUUCAUCCUCAAGAUGCUCCUGAGCCUUGCGCUUUAAGACACUUGGAACAAUACCAAGAAUUAAAGCACCAUAUGCAAUUUCUCGAGGAUUCUUUUGGUGAACCUUGGGGUCCUCCAGCCUACCAUGGUAUGUACCAAGGUCCUCCUCCACCUGGUCCACCCGGCACUCCCCCUCCCAACCCUCCUCCUCAUAAGCACCAUAAGCAUCAUCACAAACACCACCAUAAGCACCACCAUAAGCAUGAUGAUGAUGACGACGACGACGAUAAUGAAGAACACUUUGAACCUAUUGAUGAUAAUAAUAAGAAAAGCCAUCGUGGUCAUGACCGUUACUUGUUGCCUCCCGAUGGUCACCGUGGUCCUCCUCGCCACCCUCAUCAUUUCCCCCCACCUCCUCCUCCCGACCAUGAACUUGUCACUGAAGAAAAUUUUGAUGCUUUCAUGGCCGAUGACGGCAAGAAGAAAAAGCACCCUCAUCACCACGAACCUUUCUGUAAGAUUGAUGAACUCAAGGCCGAAUCUACUGUCUUCAAGUUUUCUCCUGAACAAUUCAAGCGUGCUGGUGUCUUCUUGAACGGCUGGUUCUCUCGUGGUGGCCAUGUUCGUCUUCACAAGUCUGAAGAUAGUUCUGUGGAAGAUGUGAAGGUCAAUGUCACCCUUUAUGCUGGCCGUGAUGACCUUCAAAAGGAAGUCAAGAUCUCUGCUUUUGAUCAUGAAGGUCAAUACGCUGUUCAAAUUGAACGUGGUCAUUUCCAUAAUUCUUUCGAUGGUCGUCAUGAUGGUGGUCACCAUGGUGGUGGUCACCAUGAUGAUGACGAGCACAGAAAGGAACACUGUCUCGUUUAUAAUAUUGAUGUCGUCUUCCCUGGAAACAUUGAUUACUAUGAAGAACUUGAUCUUCAUAUCAAGGCUGCUCAACGUAUUCAAGGCGGCAAAGGUAUUGAGAACAUCAAGUUCGGUACUGUUAAAGCAGGUCUUGGUCGUGGUGCCAUUAUUUUCGAUAAUUUGAAAGCCAAGAACUUACUUCUUGGCACUCUUCAAGGUGUCGUGAUGGGUACUUACCAACCCAGCGAAAAUUUUAAGGCUGGUACUAUUCAUGGUGCUACGAAAGUAAAGAUUGAACCUAGUGGUGAAAACAUCAAUGUUACUGCUUCUUCUAUCUUUGGUCCUGCUUCUGUUGAUAUUCCUGCUGACAGUUAUAAGGGUGACUUUGUCUUGUACAAUCUCUUUGGUGAAUCCUCUACUAUCCAAGCUCCUAACCCUGAAGACAUUCAUGUCACUAAACUCAGACCUACUCACAAGAUUGGUUACUACAAGGAAGAGCACACUGGUUCCAAGAUUGUCGUAGCUGCUAAAAUUCAUGGUGGUGAAAGACUUUCUUUCAAUUAAAUAAAUCUUUAUUUCAUGCAUACUCGAUAUGAUGACAUGCUCUUAAAACAUCUUCAUUGACUUCAAAAUUUACGUGUGUAUCAACAUGCAUCAAAAGACAAAUGUAAUUUUCGCCUUGGUCC